Malania oleifera is the source of this 1407-nucleotide messenger RNA. RefSeq lists its product as uncharacterized. The coding region runs from base 1 to 1407 and encodes 468 amino acids. NCBI's taxonomy places the organism in Eukaryota, Viridiplantae, Streptophyta, Magnoliopsida, Santalales, Ximeniaceae. The transcript has a single exon. The record is from RefSeq and is a predicted model, not a curated record.
AUGGAAGACACUAUAGUCACGCUUGAAAAGGAGUCCGCGGUACAGAUAUACUCUGAGAAUCAGCAAAGUCAAUGGGGAGAUAGCGUGGAUAAGGAGUCAGUGAUCGAGGUACUAGAUCGAGUCAACCUAAAUAUUCGGUCAAACUCUUUGGAAGAACUGAGAGUCAUUUGGAAGGGGUGGUCACCUCAGCGCCGGCUGAAAUUUUCACGACUGUAUGGGCAUAUUGGGUUCUUACUUCAUGUGUUCGUAAAUCUCCAUGUGAUCGAGGUGCUAGUGGAAUUCUGGAAUCCUUCGUAUUGUUGCUUCACUAUGGAUGGAGUAGACAUGGCACCAACUAUUGAGGAAUAUACCUCCUUGCUGCAUUUAGCUAAGUUAACGACGCCCUACAAAACUUACGUGCAAGAUCCUAGAGCAUCUUUUGUAAAAGAAUUGCAUGACGUCAUCGGGGUUAAAAUUCAGAAGACAGAAGAUACAAAAAUCACCUGGCCAUGCUUGAAGCGACUAUUAGAAAAGGAAGAUGGGGAAGAGGCUCAGAUGCAUAUGUUAGCCUUAGCUAUUUAUGGAUUAAUCAUAUUUCCAAAGGAGGUAGGAACUAUCGAUCAGAAUACUAUUUCUUUUGUGGCACAGGUAAAGGAAGGAAUCAACCCAAUCCCUGGAAUCCUAGCCGAGACUUUUCGAUCUCUCCAUGAGUGUCAGGUCAAAAGACAUACGAGAAUGAGAUGUUGUGUGCCCCUACUGUAUGUAUGGAUAAUGAGUCACUUACCUUGCACCCCGGGGUCUUUUCGUACCACUUACUCGACACUCAGAAUUCCCUUAGCAGAAUUCGAAACCGUCCAGUGGGAAAAACAUGCCAAUAAAUUUGAAUGGAAGUCAAGACUACGACAUUUAGUCAGCAGGGGACUCGUUUGGCAAGCACCAUGGAUGGGCCCGUCCAAUGUCAUAUACAGGUGUGGAAAUCUCCCAUGGGUGCCUCUGCUUGGCCCUUGGGGAGGGAUAGCGUAUGCGCCCCUUAUGCUUAGAAGGCAAAUAGGGGCAACGCAGUUUAUACCCAUGACACACGGACUGGCUAAUUCUCGAUUCUCAAACGGAACAGGUGAUGAUCAAAGACGAGUCCGAGAAUUUACAGUAGCAUGGAGACAUGUGUACUUAAUAGAAUCAGGCCAUCAAGGUUCAGGUACUCAAAGAAACUAUGAACUAUGGUUGGCUAACAGAGUGAAUUCACAGGUCAAACAAAUGGCGAGGGAUCCUAUAGCCCAAACAAAGGCACCAGCAGAAGACAUACAGGAAAAUUUGCAAGAAGGGCUACGAUUAGCAGAAGAAAAAGCAAUGUGGGUAGUAAUGAAAGAUCAACAAGAAAGGCAAAAAGAAGAGAAGUUGGUUACAUUCUAUCGUCGAAAAAUCAAGUGA